AUGGAGGCGUUUAACACGCAUAUUCCAGGUCGAAACGCCGUAUGUCCUACUUGCAAGACUAAAACUACUAUCAAAGAUGUCAGAAAACACUAUACUAAUGCAGUGAAGGUCACCGAUACCACUGAAGUGGAGAUGUUGAAAAAUUCAAAUGCUGCUUUACACAUCAAAAUCUCUGGUCUCGAAGUCGAACUAGCUCGGAAAGAUCGAGAACUUACUGAAUUGAGAAAGAAAUUGCAAGAGGGAAUACCACAUGACAUCAUAAGCGCUACGCCUCAGCUGAUAGUGCAGCCAAGAGGUGGGCGAAUGUUCAUGAAUCCAGAGCGGAAAGAAUCUUUAGUAAAUGGAUCAUCAAAUGCAGAUGCUCGCGCCAUGGAUUUCAAUGGAGAAGUCUGGGCGGUAGGAGUUGCAUGCUCACAAGUCCGUAACAUUUUCAGUCCUUAUGGCAUUAGGAUGCUCACUAUAAGUCGACAAGAGUUCAAACUCCGUGAGUGCUAUCCUCUACACAGCGGGAGGUCAAGAGUAGUUGUGUUUUCGCCUUUCGAAUCGAGUCUCCUUCUAUCAGGCGGUGAAGAUAAACGCGCUUUGGUUUCCAUGAAUGGCGCCGUCCGCAGACAGUGGAAGAUGCCAAAUGAAAAGCCAGUAUGGACUGGCUGUUGGACGUCAGCCAACAGGGUAGCUUUGGGACUUGGAGAUGGUCGAGUUUUUGAAUACGCGGUCGAUUCGGAUUCUACUGAGCCGAUACGUGACUAUACACAAGGCGUCGGUCAUUUGCCUAUAAUAUUCACCGGCUUCGAUCCAUCAUCUUCAACAUUGCUGGUUGCUUCAUUUAAGAAGUUGAUAGCGUUCAGAAAUGAAAGAGUUUUCCCGCUAUUGAACAAUGCUGAUGGUUAG
Messenger RNA from Cylicostephanus goldi, 891 nucleotides. Lineage: Eukaryota; Metazoa; Nematoda; Chromadorea; Rhabditida; Strongylidae. The record is from the annotation of a GenBank genome assembly.